AUGUACCAGACCGCGUGCAGUGCCGCGGCCGGUGGUUGCUCGGAGCCGGAGCGCCACGACCGGGACGGGUUAAUAACAAACGAAACCCCUGCUCCGGUCGAGCACGAUUACAGUGGGUUCGAUAUCGUGAAGGCAACACAGUACGGUGCGAUAGCGCGUGUGAAGGAGCUCAUCGAGGCAGGCUGGGACGUGAAUCAGCCGGACAGUGAAACGGUGACGCUGCUGCACUGGGCCGCAAUCAAUAAUCGCAAAGAUAUCAUCAAAUACUUUCUUGAUAAGGGUGCGAUUGUGGAUGCGGUCGGUGGCGAACUGAACGCCACGCCCCUGCACUGGGCCACACGCCAGGGGCAUCUGGCGGCGGUGGUGCUGCUGCUGGCGGCCGGUGCCGAUCCGAGUCUUCGCGAUGCCGAGGGUUGCUCGUGCAUUCACCUGGCGGCCCAGUUUGGCCACACGGCGCUCGUGGCGUACUUUAUUGCGCGUGGCGUUAAUCCGGAUCUGCAGGACCGCGGUGGGAUGACGGCGCUCAUGUGGUCCGCCUGGAAGAUUUCGGCCCUCGAUCCCGUCCGGCUACUGUUGACGUUCGGGGCGAACCCGAGUUUGGCGGAUCAUACGCACGGCAACACGGCGCUACACUGGGCCAUACUGGCGCGGAACGCCACGGCCAUCAGUACGCUCGUGCUGAAGGGCAAGUCGAAUCUGGAGGUACCGAACCUGCGCGGGGACACGCCACUCACCAUGCUACAGCCGCACAUCGGUUCGAUCUGGAUCGGGUCGAAGGUGUCCGACCGGAUUCGGGACCUGACGCAACAAUCGCAGCGCCGCAACUUGUUCGUGCGUCUCACCCUGGACAAACGGUUCCGCUGGUGGACCAUGAUUGCGACCCCCUUCCUCGUGUUCUACAUGGCCGGGCUGAUCUUCUGCUCCAAUGUGCAAAUCAUCAUUAAAUGCUUCCUGCUGGGCUGUCUGUACAGCGUGUCGCACACGGUCGGCCAGAAGCUGUUCGAUGAGAACCUAAUGGCCCUGCUACCGCUCAGCGUGUACAUGGCCACCAAACUGUGGUUCUACGUUACGUGGCUGACGUACAUUGCACCGACCGUGUCAUUCCUGGCGUCCGUCGCUUUCCUCGCGUGCAGCGUUGCGCUUUGGAUUUGCUUCCUAAAGUCAUGGCGCGGCAAUCCGGGUGUCAUUCAACCGACUCAGGAGCAACGGUUUCGAACAAUCAUUGAACUUUCGGAACGUGGGGCAACCGGUUUCGAACCGUCGGCGUUCUGCUCGGCCUGCUUGGUUCGUCGCCCCGUUCGAUCCAAGCACUGCUCGGUGUGUGAUCGAUGCGUGGCUCGCUUUGAUCAUCACUGUCCUUGGGUUGGCAAUUGCAUCGGAGCGAAAAAUCACAAAUACUUUAUGGGAUUCCUCUGGAUGCUGCUGCUCAUGUGCGCCUGGAUGCUUUAUGGUGGCGCAAACUUCUACGUUCAGGCAUGUUCGGUGAAUAUGGAGAAUGGUUUGUGGUCAGCGUUCGUGGCGAUCGGUUCCUGCAAUCCGUGGGUCAGCUGGGUGAUGCUGAACGCGCUGCUCCACAUGUCCUGGGUAACGGUGCUUACGAUUUGCCAGAGCUACCAGGUCGUCUGUCUGGGUAUGACGACAAACGAACGGUUAAACCGUGGCCGUUACCGACACUUCCAGGCGAAGGGUGGCAAAAGCCCGUUCAAUCGUGGUCCGAUCAACAAUCUGUUCGACUUUCUGGAGUGCGGUUGCUUCGGUGUGGUGCAACCACAGCGUACCGAUUGGAUGGAGUUCUUCGAGUUCGAUAAGCACGUCGAACACGAACCGUUGCUACGGCCGGAUAACUUUCAGUACGUCUGAGUGCCGGUCGGACAGCGGCCAACGGACGCAACAGCGGCGGAAACGACCACCGAAGAGUGCGGAGCGCGAACUGGCAGCACUGCUGCGCGGUGCAGCGAUCGAGUCGAUGCUGAAGAACGGAAGCCGCACGAAACUA
Messenger RNA from Anopheles cruzii, 1996 nucleotides. It is a transcript of the gene Hip14, whose product is annotated as palmitoyltransferase Hip14. Gene Ontology annotation, molecular function: protein binding; palmitoyltransferase activity. Gene Ontology annotation, cellular component: Golgi membrane. The transcript is spliced from 4 exons. NCBI's taxonomy places the organism in Eukaryota, Metazoa, Arthropoda, Insecta, Diptera, Culicidae. Bases 1 to 1860 code for a protein of 619 amino acids. Gene Ontology annotation, biological process: protein palmitoylation. The record is from RefSeq and is a predicted model, not a curated record.